UACCUACAGAUGCCGUGACCGGGCUUCCGUAUCUAUGUCAUCACCUGCAACUUAUAUAAAUAUAAAUGAAAAUAAUCGUUCUUGUUUAGUUGGCUUUCAAGCAUUGCCAGAGUGACAUCUUAAGUAAUCCAAAUAAAAUGUAUCGUUGGGCUGGAAAAGUAGCUGUUAUUACUGGAGCUUCCUCAGGGAUUGGUUUGGCAACAGCCAAAGCUUUGGUGUAUCAUGGUUUAAUUGUUGUUGGUCUUGCAAGGAGGAAGUCAAAAAUGGAGAGUGAUAUGAAAGACGUAAAAGGAGAUGGCCGAUUUUACCCAUUGGAAUGUGAUAUAAGCAAUGAGAAACAAAUUGAUGAAGCUUUUGCAUGGGUAAAGAAAAAUCUCAAAUCUGUUCAUAUUCUCAUAAACAACGCUGGGAUACAGAGAGCUGGAAAAGUCACCGAUCUUAGCUUCACUGAAUUAAAACAAAUUGUUGAUAUUAAUUUCAUCGGAUUAUUGUACUGUUCAAAGAUAGCAACUACUAUAAUGAAAGAAGGUGGCGAAGAAUCACAUAUUAUUAUGAUCAACAGCGUGGUUGGUCAUCGUCUAAGUCAGAUUCCGUCAGAACAUUCUACUAACAUUUAUCCAGCAACAAAGUUUGCUGUAAGAGCUCUAGCAAACAUUUUGGAAAAAGAAUCGUAUGGUGGAAACAUUCGAGUGACGAAUAUUAGCCCAGGAGCCGUUAAAACAGAAAUGACAGACAAGAUAGUUGAGGACAUUCCACAAAUAAAUCAGCUUGAUUUCUUGGAAGCCGAAGACAUUGCCGACGCUAUAGUUUAUGUUCUCGGUACUCUACCACGAGUUCAGAUCGAAGAGCUUGUAAUCAAGCCUUUAAAAGCUCCUUAUUGAUAUUCAGCACACGAGAGCACUUCCGUAAAAUUAUAAUAAUAUAUUAACUAUCAACUAGUCAUACUUCUUAGUUUAUAAAUUGUUUGGUUUGUUCAAUAAAUUAUUUUCGAAAUAAAA
Molecule: messenger RNA, 998 nt
Organism: Nasonia vitripennis (jewel wasp)
Lineage: Eukaryota; Metazoa; Arthropoda; Insecta; Hymenoptera; Pteromalidae
Product: farnesol dehydrogenase
Exons: 6
Coding region: 138-881 (247 amino acids)
Source: RefSeq, a predicted model, not a curated record